Messenger RNA from Coniosporium apollinis CBS 100218, 642 nucleotides. RefSeq lists its product as uncharacterized. NCBI's taxonomy places the organism in Eukaryota, Fungi, Ascomycota, Dothideomycetes. The transcript has 2 exons. Gene Ontology annotation, biological process: protein K11-linked ubiquitination; anaphase-promoting complex-dependent catabolic process. The record is from RefSeq and is a predicted model, not a curated record. Bases 1 to 642 code for a protein of 213 amino acids. Gene Ontology annotation, cellular component: anaphase-promoting complex.
AUGUUCAUUGCCAUAAUCACGCACCACUGUUGCGGUGUCGCCUCUCUCCGGUCGCCCAGCACAGCCCUCUUCUGGCAGUCCGACGGUCCCCAGCCGCAUUAUCUAAAUAUUCACUUCUUCAAACUCGUCGAGAUUGUCGGAUUGAGGCUGUUUCUGGACUUCGAGCAAGACGAGAGUUACACGCCGACGCGCAUUGCUUUCCUGGCUGGAUCUGGCGGGAACGAUCUGGUGCAAUGGGCAGAGAUGAGGUUCGAAGAGCCUAGAGGAUGGAUUGACGUGGAUUUUGAAGGCGUGGGCGCCGCGAUCGAUGUGUCGGACUCCGACGAUGAAGAUGCUGACGACAUCAUGGUCGAUGAGGAGGAGAGGCAGCAGAGACGCGAAGGACGAAGGAUGCCGGUGCUGAGAGCCUUCUUGUUGCAGGUUAAAAUCAUGGAGAAUCACCAGAACGGGAAGGAUACGCAUUUGCGGGCACUACAGAUUUAUGCCAGGGAUAAAAGCAUGAUCGAAGGAAAGAACACGAUCAAGAAGGCGACGAACGGAUUAAGUAAGAUGCAAGUCGACGAGGCCAAGUCAAGUGGCAUAAAGAAGAAGAAGAAGAGGGUGGGUUUGCCCGACUGGGGAGCGGUGCCUGAGCUGAGGUAG